AGAUUCAAUUUAUGAUUGAUUCAGAGAGGUUGGCCUGUAGCAACGCAUUUCCAGUCUUGGAGGGGUUGGUUCUUCAAAAUUUGAAUUUAAUGGAGAAGAUAUGUCAUGAUCGGGACCUGCAAGGAGCAGCAUCUUUUAACAAAUUAAGGAUCAUAACCAUUGAAUGUUGUCAUCAGCUCAAGAAUUUGUUCUACUUGUCUGUAGUGAAACAGCUUCUCCAACUCCAAAAAAUUACCUUGAGAGACUGUGAGAUCAUUGAAGUGAUUGUUGCUGAAGAGGCACAAGUAACUGUCCACGAGAUUGAGGAAGCAGCUACAAAAAUUGAGCUUGGCCAAGUACAGUCCCUGAGAUUAGAGAAACUGCCUAAUUUUAUUUGUCUCUCCCAGGAAAAGAAUAGUAGCAUCAGAGAUCAAGAAAGGAGUCAGUUGACAACCUCUAGACGUAGGUCACUUUUCAAUGAAAAGGUUAUUUUCCGAAUGCUUGAGGAGUUGGAACUGACUGAUAUUAAGAUUGGCAAGAUAUGGAACACUUCAGCAACAACUGAGUGCGUUCAGAAGCUUGCCAAAUUGAGCAUUGUUUCCUGUUGUGAUUUAAAAUAUCUAUUCACAUCCUCUUUGGCUAAUGGUCUGGUGAAGCUUCUUCACCUUGAAGUAGAAGACUGCAAGAGUUUGAGAGAACUCAUCGCCACGGAGUCUGGUCCUGAAAUAGGUAAUUGUGAUGUUAAAUUCCCACCCUUGAAGCGAUUGAGUAUAAUAAACUGCCCAGAAUUGAGGGGAGUCAUGGUUAAAUCUAGGAGCACCAAUGAAGCAGAUGACGCACAGCCUUCUUCAAUGAACAACGUGGAAAGCUUGACUCUCUCCGAUUUGAAAAACUUACAAAUCAUAUGGCACAACCGACUAUCUCCAGAUUCCUUUUGCAAACUCAAAGAGUUGGAUGUUAGAUGUUGUGACAAUUUAAUGACAAUUUUUACAAAAGAUACGCUGGGAAGUUUCCUUAAGUCCAUAGAGAAGUUAGCAAUUUUGAAUUGUGCUUCAGUAGAAGAGUUGUUUAAGGUGGGAGAGAUAAACCUUAAAGAAUUAGUACAGACCCAGCUGAGAAAUUUGUCGAUUGAUGAUCUACCGAGUUUGAAGCAUGUGUGGGAUAAGGAUCCCGAAGGAAUUCUAACUUUUCAUAGUCUGGAAGCGGUGAUUGUUUCGAGAUGUUGGAGUAUCAAAAACGUGUUUCCAGCUUCAGUAGCUAGAAGCCUUAAACAACUCCAAAAGCUAAAACUAGAUAAUUGCGGAGUGGAGGAAAUCGUUGCAAUGGGACGUAAAGAAAUAGAUGCGGUGGUUAAGUUUGUGUUUCCUCAACUGUCUGAUCUCAAACUUAUGCGGUUGCGAAGACUAAGAUAUUUUUACCCAAGAAAACACACAACGCUUUGGUCAAAAUUAAAAAAGUUGGAUGUUUUUUACUGUAAUCGUGCUGAUGAAAUGGAGAUAAGAAAUGGGCAGGGUGGACCCGAUUUCCCCAUUGGGCAGCCAUUUCUCAACAUGGAAGAGGUAUGAGUCACGUUAUUACUUUUAGUUUUCAGAUUAAUAAUACUUAUUUUAAAAGAAAAAAGUAUUGUGCUU
This is a messenger RNA of Rubroshorea leprosula, 1610 nucleotides long. Lineage: Eukaryota; Viridiplantae; Streptophyta; Magnoliopsida; Malvales; Dipterocarpaceae. The record is from the annotation of a GenBank genome assembly.